Molecule: messenger RNA, 715 nt
Organism: Magnolia sinica
Lineage: Eukaryota; Viridiplantae; Streptophyta; Magnoliopsida; Magnoliales; Magnoliaceae
Product: kinesin-like protein KIN-10A
Exons: 2
Coding region: 37-471 (144 amino acids)
Source: RefSeq, a predicted model, not a curated record
AACACUCAACCCAGGGACAAAGAACAUACAGAUGGGAUGGUGGAAGUGUAUGUGAAAUGGGAGGCAUUCAAAGAAUAUCCAGGGAAGUUCAUUACAAAACUUAAGGUCUUAAAUGAUUCUAGCCUCGCAGAUUUUCGGAAGCUGAUCGAAACACAUCUCGGCAGAGACAAUAGCAAGCAAGCAAUCACAUUUCUCAUGCUUGGGGAUCCGUCGGGGGCUCCGGUGACAGAAGAGAAUGAAGCGACUAUUCAGGCCAGCAAACUACCUAAUUACAACAGCCAUGUAAGUAGCCACCUCGCCUGCUUACGUCCAAUCAAGAAGGCGAUCCAACGGUCGGAUCAUCUUCCACUUACCUCAUUGGAAAACAGGCUUCUAAUUGCUUCGAAUUCACCAUCCAAAGGGGAAGGCUUCUUCCCAAAAAUUAGCCAGAAGUUCGGCAGUGCUCCAUUUCUUGCAGGGCUACCGAUAUAGACGUGUGAAGCCUGUAUGAUUGUGUAUAUGUAUGAUUGUCUACAACUGCAACUCGAUUCGGGCUGGAUGGAUGUCAUCGUCUCCUUUUCUUUUUUCUUUUUUUGCAAUUUUUGUAUUGUUGGCGGGUAGGUAGUGUAUUAUCUUGUGUGGUUUUUUCAAUGGAAGUGACCUCUGUAACUUUUUUUUUUUUGGGUGAUUGAAGGUUUGGAUUUUUGGUGCCAUUUCUAGCCGAACUUGUUUUGAA